UUUACAGUUACAGUUGUUUUCUUACGCCUGUCAUGGUGAAAACGUGUUAAACUCAACGUAUGAUGAAGUUUUAUCAAUUUGUGCUAUGAAAUCAUUAAUGUCACUCCUUAAACGUUUAUGUUUUAACUUUCGGAGCAUGAUUCACUCUGAUUGGCUGUCUUCGCGUGCAAAAUGAGCACUGAGGUCUGUCCAUUCUGCGGGAAGGCUUUCAAAAGGCUUAAAAGUCACCUGCCGCAUUGUAAGGCAGCAUCGAGCUCCAAAAAACUUCCAACCAAACAUGAAGUCACAGCAAAUCAGACACAAUCAUCCUCACAGCUGGCCGCAGCCUCGUCUGAAUCAACAGCAGUGGAGAAAAAGUCGACUCAGACAUUGCAAGUAGCAAGUCCACAAUCAAAGAAGAGCAAAAAGAUGUCAGAGGUAUCAUCAGCACCUGUGAAUUCAUCAUCUGUAUCACAGUCAUCGUCCCUGAGCUCUGCAUUACCUUUAUCAUCAUCCAAGAAGAAACAAAAGCUGUCAGAGCAAAUCAAGAUGGCUACGUCUACCUUGCCCAUCUCUCCAUCACUAUCCCCAUCCUCUAAAAACUCAGAGCCUAAAAAGAAGAGUCUCCGGGCUUUGAUCGAAGCUGCAAAGUCCAACCAAGUUCCUACAGCAUCACUGGAAGGGACAACUCCCUCUGAUCUUUUGGGUGUAACUCCAGCUGUGACGGAUCCUCCAAGCUCCAGGACCAAAACAGACAAACAGACUGACAAAGACAGAAUAAAAGAAAACUCAAAUCUUGAGUAUUUUUCUGCAGACUCCAAGCCAAAAGUUUCAUAUAAAAUGAAGGCAACAAAGACAAAGAAGGCCUCACAAUCACCUUCUACAUCCAAAGAAACCUCUUAUUUGAAUCAAAGUACUGCAAAACCAUGUAUAAAGGACAACUUCGGGCUAGAAGAUGAGGAGGAAGUUGCAGAUUUAUCUGUGAAUAAGAUGUUCUCAAAAUCAGGAAGUGGUCAGCAGACCAGGAUUACACUCCAGGAUGUUAAAACCACAUUAGGCAGAGCUAAGAGCAACCGUCAGAGCAUCCUGAGCCAGAUUCAAACUGAAGAUCUAGGCAGCAAAAUCAGCCCUGAAGUCUCAAAAAGAAAUCAAGAAAGCAGUCUGGUGUCAGCUGCAACUCUCGCAGAGAAGUCUUUAAGUGUCAUUUCACAAAAUACAGAGCUGAAAUCAGUUAUGAGGAAAAGCUCAAAGCCUAAACAAGCAGCUUUAAUCCUUCUGAAACAUGAAGGCGCACCUCAGCCUGGACUAAACUCUCCGAAAGCUCCCGUCCUUCCUGGUUACCUGUCCUCGCAAGUGAACCAAACAAUGCCCCCUUCGCACACCGUCAGUGUUAAUGAGGGGUUGAAGGUGGAGCCAAGCAAGACAGGACUCCUCACCAUAUCUCCGUCACUCAUCCAGUUGUCGAGUCCUCACAUUUCUCGUCCUUCACUGCAGACUCUUGAAGCAUUCAGAGCUGAGGAUGGGUCACAGCUGGAGGCUAGGAGGCAAAUCACAGCUCAAAAUGGAGCAAAAGGUACUCUGACUGAUAAAAGUCUCGGACAGGUGAGACUCAGGGAGUUACCUGAGUGGCUAACCUACAAAACUCCCACCCAUCCAAGAGAAGUGAUGGAAAUGUGUCAAAGAGGCUGGCAGUGGUAUUAUAAGAGAUAUAUUGAUGUGAAGAAAGGUGGUGUGGGUGGAGUGGGCAUGUUGUUAGCAGGAUACUGUGUGCUCAGCUACAUCUGGAGUUACCCUCAUAUAAAGCGUGAUCGUUGGAGGAAGUACCACUAAAGCCACAAGAGGAUGAAUGUACGAGAGAGAGAGACUCUGAAUGAGCGGACGUUUUCUAGGCUUUUAGGUUAUUGGACUAUAUAAAUAU
Cheilinus undulatus (humphead wrasse) is the source of this 1897-nucleotide messenger RNA. RefSeq lists its product as uncharacterized. The transcript is spliced from 5 exons. The coding region runs from base 172 to 1809 and encodes 545 amino acids. The record is from RefSeq and is a predicted model, not a curated record. Gene Ontology annotation, biological process: proton motive force-driven mitochondrial ATP synthesis. NCBI's taxonomy places the organism in Eukaryota, Metazoa, Chordata, Actinopteri, Labriformes, Labridae. Gene Ontology annotation, molecular function: proton-transporting ATP synthase activity, rotational mechanism.